This is a messenger RNA of Rhinocladiella mackenziei CBS 650.93, 450 nucleotides long. RefSeq lists its product as uncharacterized. NCBI's taxonomy places the organism in Eukaryota, Fungi, Ascomycota, Eurotiomycetes, Chaetothyriales, Herpotrichiellaceae. The transcript has 3 exons. The record is from RefSeq and is a predicted model, not a curated record. The coding region runs from base 1 to 450 and encodes 149 amino acids.
AUGUCGGGAUCAGGCUCUUCGUCAAAAGCAAAGCUUCUGGGCCGCUAUCCCGAAGUGGUUGCGCGUCUUUCGCGGACUGGACGAUCUGCUUCUCAGCCACGCGCGCACUCCAUGCGUGCAGCUGAGAUCAUUGAUCAAGCCGACGGCUUCCUCGCCUUCAUUCGGUGGGCGCAAGUCGACAUGUAUGCAUACAACUUCUUAAAUGGAGGCGUCAGGUCGGAAAAGUCUCUCAAAUUUACUGGAAUCCAGCGUCGUGAACUCGGAGCUCUGGAGGAGAAAGACCUUGUCGAAAUGCUCGGUAAUAUACCCGUACUCGCCCUUGGAUUGGCCUUGAAAUUGAGGAGGACCACCAAAAUACACCAGCGUGUCGCGGGCGGGUCCGAGAUUAGCGUGAAUUCAUUGCUCAAAAGAAGAACCAGGUUCUCGGACAUAGCAUUACUCGGAUCGUGA